UAGAGUGGUACAGAAUCGUUCCAUACAUCGGAUGUAUGUAUUUCACGCGCCUCGUAGUCAGAUGUCAACGAAGGACGAGAGACUGUGACUUUCAGCUGUUUUCAAUAACGUUGUUCUACGAGUGUAACGUUGCUUUUCACAUCAGCAUGCAGCUUACUCGUUGCGUUGCGAUAAUAAUUCUUCGUUUGCUCGGAUCGAUGGUAGCGGCGAGUUGCGAGGGAUCGAUAACAGUCGCGAAAUGGGGAUCGAUCGAGGGUCGAAGCAUAGAAAAAUACACGUUAAAAAAUAAAUCGGGUCAAGAGGUGGAUAUCGUAACGUACGGUGCAACGAUAACGUCAGUUAGAACGCCGGAUAAACAUGGUAACAUCGCAGACGUUGUUCUGGGCUAUGAUAACAUAGAAGGAUACUUGUCAAAAGACAACCCGUACUUUGGUGCGACCGUAGGAAGAGUCGCGAACCGUAUAGGAGGGGCAGAGUUCGUUCUGAACGGAAAGAUAUAUCGUUUAGCUAAGAACGCAGGAGAGAACAGCCUUCACGGUGGUUUCAAGGGUUGGAAUUCGAAAAUAUGGAACGCUACGAUCCAAGGCGACCGUCUGGUGCUUUCCUUGUUGUCCGAGGACGGCGACGAAGGUUAUCCCGGUGCUGCCAUAGCCUCGGUUACCUUCCAGCUAACCACCGAUGGAGAAUUCCGCAUCGAGAUGAAAGCUUUCGUUACUAAACCAACGCCUGUCAACUUGACUAAUCAUAGUUACUUCAAUUUGGCUGGCCAUGUUCGUAAACACGCCUGUUUAUCCGUCUCUUUACCUUCGUGCCAAAUAUUUAACAGAAGGACGAAGAAUUUCAUUGACACUCGUACGCAUUAUUUUCUGAUCGUGAUUUCAUUUCAGAAUACUAAUUCGAGCGAACUGCACAAACAUCGAUUCACCUUGAAUGCGGAUCGUUGGACGGUCACUGAUGCUGAAAGCAUUCCAACCGGCGAAAUUCGAUCGGUCGAAGGUUCCCUCAUGGAUCUUAGAAACUCGACUACGCUUGGAGAUGUGAUCGAUAAAUUACCGGCUGGUGGUUACGAUUACAAUUUUUGCGUAACGAACGCUAAUUCGAAUGAAAAGAAUCUGGUAGCCAAAGUUGAACAUCCGACUUCUGGCAGACGCUUGGAGGUUUUCUCGAAUCAACCAGGUGUACAGUUUUACACGGCUAAUUUUCUACCCGCACCGGGUACCGUGGGUGUUCAAGGCAAAAACGGAAGCGCGUAUUUUAAACAUGCAGCGUUUUGUUUAGAAACGCAAAACUAUCCGGACGCUGUCCAUCAUGUAAGUAUCAAUACGUGUGCGAUCAAAUUGCUUUCUACUCUUUGUUUCGGAUUUGAAAGAGUUGAGAAUUCGUCAUUAUUUUCUAUUCAAUUCAUAUCUUUUUUAUAUAACUGUUUACAGGAAAACUUCCCAAAUAGCAUUCUCGAACCUGGGCAAAUUUAUCUCCAUACAGUUGUCUAUAAGUUUGGAGUUGUAGCUUAAAUCAAGCUAUUGGGAAGCAGGUCGUCGACUGAUCUUUGAUAAAAACAUUAUUAUAAUAAUGUGAUACUAAGUUGGUCUACAAUCAACGUUUAUACAUUUGAAAUACAUGUCUCGAAUUAUAUUCCAACA
Molecule: messenger RNA, 1640 nt
Organism: Osmia lignaria (orchard mason bee)
Lineage: Eukaryota; Metazoa; Arthropoda; Insecta; Hymenoptera; Megachilidae
Product: galactose mutarotase
Biological process (GO): glucose metabolic process; beta-D-galactose catabolic process via UDP-galactose, Leloir pathway
Molecular function (GO): carbohydrate binding; aldose 1-epimerase activity
Source: RefSeq, a predicted model, not a curated record